Messenger RNA from Puma concolor (puma), 138 nucleotides. It is a transcript of the gene MRLN, whose product is annotated as myoregulin. NCBI's taxonomy places the organism in Eukaryota, Metazoa, Chordata, Mammalia, Carnivora, Felidae. The record is from RefSeq and is a predicted model, not a curated record.
AUGACGUGUAAAAACUGGAUAUUAAUGUCUACUACUCCUCACAAUCUGGAGGAUGAAAUUGUUGGAAGACUCCUAAAAUUUUUAUUUGUUAUCUUUGUUGACUUUAUGUCUAUUAUAUAUGUUGUUAUAACUUCCUAG